GUUGUUGUCAGUCCUAUCACGACUUUCGCAUAAACGACACGCAUGUUAUCGGGAAAAAGACGCCGCGUGUGUUUGAUGCAAAAGGCAAAGGAAAAAAGUUAAUGCAUGCAUAUUUAUCCGCUGUGUGUAUUGCAAAAGCAAUUUCAAUUUUUUGCUACCUAAAUCCAAACUACUUACAAAAGGUAGUGUGAUAACGCAAGAUAAUGCAAUAGAAAAUUUAGAGUUCCAUUCUCUCAGCAAAACGUGACAAAUGCACAACAAAUAAAGAAAAUAUUAUUCAAUUCAAAUUGAUUGCCGUCGGUCUCGCUCUCUUUUCUGUGUGUGUCGUUGUCCGUCGUCUGUGUGUUGAAAUCAAUGUGUGUGUGCGUUAAUAAACCACAAAUAACAACAACAAAUUCGUGAGAUUUUACUGCAUUUUAGUCGCCGUCGCAGUCGCAGUACGCGUCGCGUUUUAGUUAGCUUCGAAUUUUAUUUGUACAAUUUCGUAUAUUGUUGUUGUGUUGCUUGUCUGUCUUUCGAGCCGCGCCGUUUGUCGCUGCCGUCGUCGUCGUCGCCGCCACCGACGCUACUGCACACACACAUACACACACUCGCAAACGCAAACACAAGCAUACACGCACGCACUCAUACAUACAAAUGCGGAAGAGUCGCCGCAGUUAUUGAAAUCAGCUCCCCACCAACAACAAUAAGCCGCUGCUUCUCAAUAAUUGUGCAUUUCUAUAAGCCGCAGCAGCAACAAACGCAACAACUGCACGAAAAUCUCGCAAGCAAAAUUAAUUAAAAUAAGUGCAUAAAAUCGGAAAACGGAAAUCGCAACGAAUACUAGAAAUUCCAGAAAUAUUCGUAUUUUAAAUGUGUUAAACUGCAAGAAAAUCAAAACAACAAAAUUAAAAAAUUCAAAUGGGCAACUAUUGAAUGGCGGCCAUUAGUGGCCCCAAGCGGCAUCCAUUGAGCAAUCAACACCAUUUCUCCCAUCCAAACAUCAGCACUACCAUCUCCACCAAUACCAAGAUCAAAACCAAUAUCAACAACACCACCACCACCACCAACAACAGCAACAACAACAAUUGCAACACCACCACAACUAGCACUAACAAUAGCAGCAGCAACAAUAAGCAGCAAAGGCCUUUUAGCUAUCAAACGCAAGCUAAUCCCCUCCAGCACAACAACAACAGCAACAACUCCUCCAGUUGCAACAACAGCAACAGCUGCCCAAAUUCUUCAGCUGCUGCGCCGCGUAGCUCAAUGAGCGUAUCGAUGUCACUGGUACAGGGUGGUGCUGCCGGUGGUGCGCCACAGGGCGCUAGCGCAAUAUUGGCCGCUGCGGCUCCAUAUUAUCAGCCGCCAGCUGUGCCCCAGGAUGUGCAACCGGAUCGUCCAAUUGGCUACGGUGCCUUCGGAGUUGUAUGGGCUGUCACAGAUCCACGCGAUGGUCGCCGCGUCGCACUCAAAAAGCUGCCAAAUGUGUUCCAAUCUUUGGUCUCAUCCAAGCGCGUUUUCCGCGAGCUCAAAAUGCUCUGCUUUUUCAAGCAUGAAAAUGUGCUGUCAGCUUUGGACAUUUUACAGCCACCACACUUGGACUUCUUUCAAGAAAUCUAUGUGAUAACGGAGCUGCUGCAAUCGGAUCUGCACAAGAUCAUCGUGUCGCCACAACAUCUAUCCGCCGAUCACAUCAAGGUCUUUCUCUAUCAGAUACUCCGUGGCCUCAAGUAUCUGCACUCAGCUCGGAUUCUCCAUCGCGAUAUUAAGCCUGGCAAUCUGCUCGUCAACUCCAAUUGUGUCCUCAAGAUAUGCGAUUUUGGCCUGGCACGUGUCGAGGAGCCCGAUCAGGCCAAGAGCAUGACCCAAGAGGUGGUCACACAAUACUAUCGCGCACCUGAGAUUCUCAUGGGCGCCAGUCAUUAUUCGUCCGCCGUGGAUGUGUGGUCGGUGGGCUGCAUCUUUGGCGAACUGUUGGGCAGACGCAUCUUGUUCCAGGCACAGAAUCCGGUGCAGCAGUUGGAGCUCAUCACCGAGCUGCUGGGCACACCGACCAUGGAGGAUAUGCGCCAUGCGUGCGAGGGAGCACGCAGACACAUGUUGAGGCGGGCGCCCAAGCCGCCAUCGUUCUCGGUGCUCUACACGCUCAGCUCGCAUGCCACACACGAGGCUGUUCACUUGCUCUGCCAGAUGCUUGUCUUCGAUCCGGAUAAGCGCAUUUCGGUGACGGAUGCCUUGGCGCAUCCGUAUCUGGAUGAGGGUCGACUGCGCUAUCAUUCGUGCAUGUGCAAAUGCUGCUUCACUACCUCGGCUGGCAUGCGUCAGUAUACGGCGGACUUUGAGCCAUCGGCCGGACAGCCCUUUGAUGAUUUAUGGGAACGCAAGCUUCCCUCAGUGCAGCAGGUGAAGGAGGAAAUGCACAAAUUCAUUGCCGAGCAGCUGCAAACGGGACGAGUGCCACUGUGCAUCAAUCCGCAGAGUGCGGCAUUCAAGAGCUUUGCCAGUUCCACUGUGGCACAUCCCUCGGAGCUGCCCGUCGCCGCAUCAAUGGGAAUGACGGCAAAAUGAGGCGAUUGCUGCCUAAAAUAUGAAAAGCAACACAGCAACAACAGCAACAUGAACAAUUUUUGACAACACACCUGGAAAAUUGAAAUAUUGGAAGUGCAACAGGAACUUCGCGCCAACUACCAAAACUCACUAAAAACAAACUCAAAAAAAAAAAAAUUCGAAAAACAAAAACACACAACUUUAGCCACUUAAGCGACACAUUCUGCGAAUGGCAAAAAUGCUAUUCACAGAAGAAGGAGAAGGAGUAAAAGCAGAAGAAGAAGAAGCAGAAGUAGUAGCAGUCGAAGCAGCAGAUGAAAGGAAGAAACAACGGUUAAAUUGAGAGCGCCGAACAAAUUGUGUUUUGCGUGCGCAGUCAAUUUAAAAGUUAAAGCAUUCCACCACCGAAAUGAAUAAAUGAAACGAACUAAAAUGCAACAAAACAAACAAAAACAAACACAAAAUACACACACAACGUAACGUAACGUAACUCAACUGAAACUAGUCUAAAAUAUAUAAAAAACGAAGGAAAACAAACAAGGAAAAAAGGAAAACGCAGCGGCAGAGACAACAAAUUCGAUGAUAAACUACAAAAAUUAAUGGAACAUAAACAACAACAAAAAACAAACUACGCAUACAAAUUGUGGAAGGCGUAUUACACAAAAAACAAAAACUAUUUGGCAACAAAGCAGCUAAUUUGUUGUGCUUGACAAAAUUGGUAAAAACGGAUAAACACAAAAAACAAACGAAGUAGAGGAUAGAGGAUAGAAAAGAAAAAGGAGAAGAGUUAAGAGCAACUAUUACUAAACAAUGAAAUUUUUGGUCUAAAUAAGCAAAUUACAAAAAUGUUUUAUGUUAAGCGCUUUAAAUCUAUGUAAAUUAAUUAGCAACUAGACUAAACAUCCCCCCAAAAACAAACAAACAAAACAUUUGCCACUCUCCACCAACCCCAAAUAAAACUGACGUCAUGUUCGUGUGCGAAUAUUGUAAUAAACAAAAUACAAAACAAAACAUAAACUACAACUAUAAAACUAUAAAUUCUAAUUACAAUUAAAAAGUGUGUAACAAAUACAAAUACACUCACACACGUACAGAAAUUUGUUUGCCAAAUUUACCUCACACACAAAUACACACACAGACACACGCUCACUUUAGAGUAACACAAGAAUUUUGAUUUAACGAAACUCUACUAUAGGAAAAACUCUCAAUGUGUAGUGAAAAACUCUCAACUCUUUAGAAAUUUGUGCAAAUUAACAAAAGCGAAUGCAAAAAGCUAAAUUAAAUUCAUUUCAACACACGUAUAUAUUUAUAUUGUAUUUGCGCUUCAUGUUUGAAACUGGUUUCUCUAACUAUGUGUAAAAAAAAGGGAGCAGAGAAAAAUAUAUAUAUAAUUAAAUUAAAAAUAUAUAUGAAUAUUACGAAUAUAUAUAAAUAUUAACUCUAUAUUUGUGUGCAAAAGAAAUGUAUGUGUGUCAGUGUCUAUGUCUCUGUCUCUGUCUCUGUAUGUAAAAUAGAAGAAAAAAAGCAAAACAAACAAGGCAACAAUUAUGAAAAGAGUUUAGUUAAAAGUUAUGGGAAACAAACUAUCGAAAAACAUUUUAACUGUGGACUGAUUAUAAAGCAUAAUUCAAGCAAUUAUGCAAUUAACCAAUUUAAUUUGUACUAAUUCUAAUUCUAAUUCUUAGUUAAUGACAAUUUAUGAAUAUUAUUAUUAUGAUUACUCGUACUAUGAUUACAAUUAGGUUUUAGUUGCUUAGUUCUUAGCACACGCACAUUUCAACUUGAACUUAUUGUACAAUAUGUUUCUCGUAUAAAUUGCGAAUGGUAGUUAAAGAAUAAAACACAAAACAAAACCAACAACAAGUGGACGACACACUGCCCCCCAGUGAAUGUGCACAGGCGCUCAACAGUUGCAAUGGACACCACAGCAGCACUCACCCUCCACCAUCACCGCAUUUCACCACCGCACCACACCACACUACACAAAACAACAACAUUCGCAGCGAGUGGGGCAACCACAACAACAACAGUCACAGCCAAAUCUCAUUCGAAACUUUUUAUUCACACUGCCUUUUUCUCUGUGCGCGUGCGUGAUUGUGCAUGUUUGAGCGCGUGCGUGCGUGUUUGUGCGUGUCUAUCAACGACGCCGUGCUAUUUCAAUUAGUUUUUACAUACUCUGCAUUAUUUUAAAGUGUAAUAUAGUUUAAUUUUCUUCCAUCCUUCCUUCCUUCCACUUCACUUUCUACUCUCCCCACACUCGACAUAAUUUCUACAACUUUUUCUUCUUUUUAAGUAGCAACAAAUGCUCAUGCCAACUAAACGCUAUAGUAAAAAAAAAAGAAAUAUGAACAUUCAUCGUUCGUUUAGAUUCAAGCUACAAAAUAUAUAGGAUAUAUACAUAUGUAUGUUUAAGACUGAGUUAUCUCAUUUCCUUAUAAAAGAGAUGUUGACAAGCGCACCCAUGCAAUAAAAAAAAGAAUAAGAAAAUGAAAAUCGAAAUCGAAAUUGGAUAAAGUUGAAGUUGAAAUUUAAAUUUGAAUUCGUAUUGCUUAAAUUAUGUAUUAAUGUAGCAAACUAUAUAUGAACAUAUAUAUAUAUAUAUACAAAUAUUAUAAUAUACAUGUGUAUAAAUCUAUAUGUGUGCGUAUUUGUAUUUAAUAUCUUUGAUCAUUCAAAGUUUAGAAGAAAAAAAAGAGAAAAACACUCGAAAAAUUUGUAGAAUUUGUGCGCUCACUUUAAAAACUAUUUCCACCCAAUUCUUCAACUCUCUUUAACUGUGCUGCUUUCUUAUGUAUGUAGUUUUACAUCAUUAUAUAACUAUAUCGAUAUAUAUGAUCUAUACUUGAGAUAUACUUAUAUAUAUGGCAUUAACUAAUUUAGCGUACGCUUACGAUGAUGAUAAAGAGAAAGAGAACGCGAGAAGUAAAGAAACAAAAUAAAAAAUAAAUAAAUAUGAAUUCAAACUUUCACGGAGAUCUCAUAGCAAAAACAAAACAAAAAAGGAAAAACGAAAAUUAUGCUGAAAAGCAAAAGGAAAUCAACAGCUUAGAUAUGAUCAGAGGGAAAUACAUAGUUGAAAAUCCCGUCCUUUGGUUGUAAGCGAUUUCUUUUCGAUUUUUUAACAUAGCCUUUUGUUUAGAAAUAUAACGAUUUUUUUGUCUUAUAAUACAACACAAAUAUGUAGACUACAAAUCUUUGUCACACACACACACCUAUACACACACAUACACACUCUGAAAUAUAUAAAUACCUUUAGUUAUUAAAAAAUUCUUACUUGAAACGAAGAAACGAGUAGAAGAAGAAGAAAGGCAAGAAAUACAAUGCAAAAUUAUCAUCUACAUUAGAGAUUAAGAAGAACAACAACACAUUUUACAUACAUACAAACUACAUACAUACAUCAUUUAUUAAACAAAUUAUGUAACGAAUAACGACAUCGGACUUAUGUAGGCACCAUGUACAUAACAUUAACACCCCACCAAUACUUAUAUGAUAUAAUAUAACACCCAUACACUUAAUUCUUAAGCGGCAACUAGUUUUUUUUUUAGUGUUUAGUUCUACAAGUUUAAACGAAAGCGAAACGAAAUCAACUAAUAUAAUUAAUACUAUACGAUACGAUUAUUAUUAUUACGAUUAUGAUUAUGAUUAUUAUAUCAUCAUGUGCUCUAUUUCGAAUCAUGUACAUUUUUGCACUCCUUUCAAUUCAAAUCCCGACAACCACACAACACACACAUUAAAAUUUAAAUAUAUAUAUAUAGAUAUAUAAUCUUAAUUUGUCUAUUUUAAUUCUUGGGAUUUCAUAACUUAUGUUUCAAUAAGUUUGAAAAUAUAUGUUUAACUGUUAGUUGACUAAGUAAACUGCAUUAGUAUUUUGACCUAAACCAAUUGUGGAGCAGUACUAAAUAUAUAUAUAUAUAUAUAAUUAUAUAGUAGAACCUACAUAAUAUAUACGAGUUAACGUUUUCAUAAUGGCUGCAGACGAAGAAUGAGAAGCGAGAUGAAAAAGAGAGAGAGAAAUAAAAUUGUGUAAAACUGUUUGUAUAAAAAAAAGCGACAACAUUUUUGUUUUAUUCUUUGAAUUUCAACAUUUCUUAACAACUCUUAAAACAUAAAACUUUCCUUCGAAGUUUUGGAGGCGAGGGAAAUUGUUUCCGAAGACCGUCUAGUAAAAAACCACAGACCCAAUGCAUUUGCAAUUAGAAUUUAUAGCUAUAAAUACAUGUAUGCAUUUUUUUUGUGUUUUUUGUCAUGAAUUAGCACUACUAAAAUAUACGAUAUAUACUUAUAUUUAUAAAUAUAUGUGUAUGUAUGGACAAUAUUGCAAAAGAACGAAAACAAAACAAACUCGAAACACUCAAAACAGAUUAUUCCAAAUACAGGUAUCUAAAAAAACACAUUUGAAAUGUAUGUCCUUUGGAUCGAAGGCAGCUUUUGAAUAUCUCUCAGAAUAAUAAGUAUUAUAUAUAUAAUAUUGAACUCGAUUAUAAAACGACAUUUGUGCCAGAAUUAACCAAAAAAAGAAAGACAACAACUUUUUGGCAGACAUUAAACAAAUAAUAGUAAAAAUAAUAAAUGUUUUCUUAACAGAGAAUAAAUUGCGCUCAGGUUAUAAAAAAAAGAAACAGAAUAUGUAAAGAAUAAAAAUCACCAUUACUUAAAUGUAAA
Messenger RNA from Drosophila sulfurigaster albostrigata, 7188 nucleotides. It is a transcript of the gene nmo, whose product is annotated as serine/threonine-protein kinase NLK2. Gene Ontology annotation, biological process: protein phosphorylation; intracellular signal transduction. The record is from RefSeq and is a predicted model, not a curated record. Gene Ontology annotation, molecular function: ATP binding; MAP kinase activity. Gene Ontology annotation, cellular component: nucleus; cytoplasm. NCBI's taxonomy places the organism in Eukaryota, Metazoa, Arthropoda, Insecta, Diptera, Drosophilidae.